GAAAAGUAAAAAAAUAAGAAAAGAAAGAAAGAGAGCGGCCGAAACCCUAAUGUUCACUCCGAUCACCACCCUAACCGUUUGUUAAUUCUCUCGCCCUCUUUUCUCUUCCAUCCCUUAUAUAUUGACCCUCUCACACAUUCACGCAUUUGGUUUGGUUUUCACUCUCAAAAUUCCAAAUUUCUCUCGGCUCUUUGAUGGUGACUGACUCCUCGCCCCCUCCAUCAGACACCGACCCCAUCGCCAACGGCGGAGCGCAUCUCAGUCCCCAAUCGCGCCGCCGCAGCCUCCCCUCUCCCUGGGCUUCGGUUGUGCGCGGAGAUCCCGAGCCAAACGCACCCCCCGCCGCUGCUACCUCUCCGGAAUCUUCGUCUGCCGCCGCCGCCUCAGCCUCCACGUCUUCUCCGCCGAUGGAGGAGGCUUUGUCUUCUGAUAACUCGGAAUCUCAGCCGGAAAACGGCGACAGCAUUGCGAGGAGGCCGGUUUGGAACCGGCCGCUAAACGGCGUCGUUGAGCCGGUUACUGUUAUGGGUGGAGCCGUCUCCUGGCCGGCGCUCUCUGAAACCACCCGCUCUGUUCCUAGGUCGUCGUCCUCGGAUGCUUCUAGAAUCGUCUCUGACGGAUCAGUCCCCUCUUCACAGGUUACUGCUCCUAUAAUAUCACAACCUCCUCAACGGUCACCUCAUAAUAAUGCUAAUAAUGUUCAUGGUAAUUCCGGGGGAAAUAAUCCAAAUCCGGCUAGGCUAAGGAGGAAUCGUGGUGGUGGUGGAGGUGGUGGUGGAGGUGGAAGAGGUAGCUUCUCAGUGAGUGGACCAUCUCAGGGUCCUUUUAAUCCACUACCUCUCCCAAUGCCACCCCCAUUUCCUGUUAUUGAAGUACCAUUUGGGGCUAUUCCUACUGUUCUAGAUAACUCUGUUAGAGGUCCGAGACCUAUCGGAGGAGGGGUUGGGCCAUCUCAUUCUGGAAAUGACCAUCCUACUCAGAGGAUUAACACAAGGAGGAGCAACAACUAUGGCCCUCGUCCUCGGGGAGAUGGACAGUACCACAACAACCAUGGUGGAAGGCGUGAUCAUGACCGCAGAGAAGUCCGUCACCCCCCUCCUCCUCCUUAUGCUCCCCCACCCAUGGGAUAUAUGCCGCCUCCACUGCCGCCUGGUGCUGCCUCCUUUAUGGCACCACCACCCAUGAUGCUUUUUCCUGGACAAAUGGGCUUUAAUAUGGAGCCUCCCUUUGUGUAUGUUCCACCUAUGCCACCGGAAACGUUCAGGACUAUGCCCAUGGUCCCUCCUCCGCCACCUGUGAUUUUCCCUCCUGCUAAUGAGAAUCCAUUACCAAAUCCAAAUCUAUCUCCAAAUCCAUUACCAAAUAUGAUAGUCAACCAAAUAGACUAUUACUUCAGCGAUGCUAAUUUGGUGAAAGAUCCCUUUUUGAAGUCUCAGAUGGAUGAUAAUGGCUGGGUGCCCAUCUCUUUGGUAGCUUCGUUUCCACGAGUUCUGCGUUUAACAAAUGAUAUCCCUCUCAUUGUGGAAUCAUUGAGACAUCAUUCUACGGCUGUGGAAAUACAGGGUGACAUGAUUAGGAGGCGUAACGAUUGGAGUUUGUGGAUAGGUUCAAAUGGUGAUCCUAGCACCAGUGGCAACAUUUCAGCUCCGGAAAAUGCUCUGGCAACCUCAUUAAAUGAGGUCUCACUGGAUGAUGCCACAGCCCAUGUAAAUGGCAAUCUUGAUGAUGCAAGAGAAGGUCGGUUGGAAAUGGCUGAUGGUCAGUUGCCUGAGGACUCGACCAUCCAGUCUGGGUUGGCGAAUGGAGACCACGCUGAUGACCAUUCGAAUAGCUUGUGACCUUUCAUUAACGAAAGUUUUGCACAGCCAAGUAAUGUCUAUGCAGCACAAGGAGCGGGAUGAAGGAGUUUUUGUAAUUUAUCAAGACACAAGAAGACUGGAGAAGAAUAUGGAGUGGAGCUGACCCUAGUUUAUUGCACAACAUGAACAACUGAUUGUUCUUUUCCUGUUGACUAAUUGAUUUUUUGAAGCAUCCGAGAGAGAUGAUAUGAGGUGCACUUUCCUCAUUACACGGGCAUUACGUGAACAAAAAACGAUAUUGGUUUUCUGCCCAAAAUUGAGAGUGAGCUCUUCGUGGUUUUGUUGAUACUUUGCAAAUGACUCUUGAAUGCCAUUAUGAUUUGUGCUCUUAA
This is a messenger RNA of Salvia hispanica, 2191 nucleotides long. Its product is annotated as la-related protein 1C-like. Gene Ontology annotation, molecular function: RNA binding. Lineage: Eukaryota; Viridiplantae; Streptophyta; Magnoliopsida; Lamiales; Lamiaceae. The record is from RefSeq and is a predicted model, not a curated record.